Molecule: messenger RNA, 1749 nt
Organism: Chara braunii
Lineage: Eukaryota; Viridiplantae; Streptophyta; Charophyceae; Charales; Characeae
Source: the annotation of a GenBank genome assembly
CGUACGAGUUCACACCUCCAGGGGGUUUCGUUGCAGCCAGCCACUUGGGCGGAGGGCCUGCCUCUCAUCGACUCCGAGUUACUCGGGGGAACUGCUUGAGGAGCUGAAGUACUUGGGCAAUGGUUGUCCACAGUGUAGUAGCGCAAGGGGAACUGCUCGACCGCCAUGUGGACAGCCUUUUUCGGCAGGGAGUGUACUUUGAGGUUGGGCUUUUGAUCGGACGGUCAGCAGAAGGGAAUCGCAGCCAUUUAUAUGUCCUUGUCCCUACCCCCUCUAAUGAGGAUGGGGGUGGCAAAGAAGGGGGAGAGGGCAAUGGGGGGAGUUCUGGGCCUGGGGUUGGGGUGGCGGGCGGAGGCAAGGGACGACACGAUGGAAAGCAGGCGGCUGCUUCCCUCCCAAUCCUUGAUUCAGACUGGAUUGGUGAGCAUGCAAGACAGGUGUGUCGAUUGCUGCCAGGUGGCAUUCAGGUGCUUGGUGUAUAUGUAUUUGGAACAGAGCCAGUUUUUAAAUCGUUAGCGGCGGCACUCAACUCGACGCUGUAUGCAGUAUGUCAAGCCAUUUUGUCCGAAUGCAAUGAUUCAUUCAGCAACACGAAAGUGCCAGAUGAUAUGUUGCUGCUCCAUGUUUGCUCGAGUCCAAAAAAGUAUUCAUGCAAGAGCUGUCCAUCUGGCAGUGGGACAACCCCACUAGUGGGAAUGAAACCAUGUGAAAUGAAGUUUGGGAACGUGUUGGGAUCGCUGAGGUGCUGCUCCAAUAGAUACAAGGUCGACAUCAGGAUGCCCUUGAUCUCCGAAAAGUUGGGAAGAAGGUACUCGUUGCGCUCAGCCAUUGAUGCAGCAAUCAGCAAGGAGAGUGUGCGAUUACAUUAUGCUAUCUCAGCCGUUGAUGAUGGCUUGCUGGUGGACGAUGCUCUUGUCGGGACACUGUUCGACACUAAAGCAGAUGGAGGAGCACCUUAUGGGAGAGUGGAGGUGCUAUUUCUCUUGCCGCCAAUUGGAUCUGUCCAUACUGAGACUUCAGAUUCAUGUGAAAGUACCGACUCCACUCUUGGACCAGAAAACAGCGUCAAGGAGGAUGAGGUCAUCGGCAUGAUUGCAAUCCGAGGGACGGUGCAGGGGGUUGCAUAUGCACAUGUGCGCGAGCCAGUUCGUCGAUUGAUAGCGGACCUCAAGGGAGAUGUGAUAAGGAGCUUGAGGACGCGACUAGAUGUUCUAUAUGACGAAAUAGAAAGAGAACAGACUGAGGAGAACGAAGUUUCUGGCCCUGUAGAGACUAGCACAUCGGGCGAGAAUCCAGAAGCUAGAAAGCCACGACAUGCAUUGCUGCUGUCUGCAGACGAAAAUGGGUGAGUUCAGUGACCCGGUUGACAUCAACAUCAACUUCCACGUGUAGUUUUUUCAAAACAGUAUUAUCACCUUGUUUUCUGUCUGUGCUCUGUGCAUAUUAACCUUUUCUCUUUCUAUUCCCCCUUCCCCCCUCCUCCCCGUCCCUCUCCCCAUGAUGCUCAGGCAGGAAUGCCCUGGCCGGAAGCCUUUGGCACUAUGUGCUUUCAACGUAUCAAUGGCUCACGGAUUUCUGCUAUUCACAUUAAGUGUCGCAUUUCGGUGCGCUGUUCAUCGUUGCGAGGGCUAAGAUUUUUGUUUGAAAAUUUUGGACUAUUUCUCAAUUUAGUUGAAUUUACUAAUUUAGGAGUGUCAUCAUCACUUAAAGCGCAGGGGCCACUUUGGCUAAUCAAGCUUCUUUUGUAUC